This is a messenger RNA of Pocillopora meandrina, 612 nucleotides long. NCBI's taxonomy places the organism in Eukaryota, Metazoa, Cnidaria, Anthozoa, Scleractinia, Pocilloporidae. The record is from the annotation of a GenBank genome assembly.
AUGCUCUUUGUUAUGAUCGUGUUUAAUGCAUUUGUUAUAACAGGUAUAAUAUUUUUCGGUGGUGUGGUAUUAGAGUAUUCUAGUUACCUCAAUGCAGUCAUGUUGCAAUUUGAAUUCCUGUUAGGAAAAGCAAUCCCAAUGGACGCUCUUAGAAGGGACAAACCCUUCGCUGGUCCGACGUUUUCGUUUUUGUUUUGUAUAUUCACAAAUAUAUUUCUUAUGAAUAUUCUGCUUUCUAUCCUCAACGAAUCAUACGGUGACGCAAAAUCAAACACAGAGGAAAAUGCAAAAGAGCUUGAAAUGGCACGUUUUAUUGAGGAGCGUUUAAUGGAAAAUUUCCACGAUGGAAGUAAUCGGACUGAGUUUAAGUUGUUUUCCGAUGAGACAAUAUUCGUCUACAUGUGCCUUUCUGAAGCAGAGCCAUUCUGUUUAAAUUCUGAAUGUAUUAUCCAAUGUACAGAGGAACGAAUGCUAAAAGUGGAAAAAAGACUUAUUGUUCUCACUCGGCGAACAGAAUACAUGGAGGCUGAUUAUUUGAAGGAGGAAAAUGACUUUACUGAACUCUUGUUAUUAAUGAUAAAUCCUACGGUGCGUGAUUCGGGAAAGAAAUAA